Molecule: messenger RNA, 720 nt
Organism: Erigeron canadensis
Lineage: Eukaryota; Viridiplantae; Streptophyta; Magnoliopsida; Asterales; Asteraceae
Product: glycine-rich protein 23-like
Exons: 1
Coding region: 44-475 (143 amino acids)
Source: RefSeq, a predicted model, not a curated record
ACUUUCUCAUCAUCUUUUGAAUUGAUUAACCAAUUAUAUAUAUAUGGCUGCUGCUUCUAAAUUAUUUCUUCUUUUUCUUGUUGGUGCUUUCAUUUGCACCUCGAAUGCUCGUAAGCUGACAUACGAGAAGUCUUUUCAAGACGAAAAGACUUUUUACGGUGGUGGGCUUGGAGCUGGAGGUGGUAGUGGAUACGGUGGUGGAUUAGGAGGUGGGUCUGGAUUAGGAGGGGGUGGCGGAGUAGGAGGUGGUGGUGGAGGAGGAUUUGGCGGAGGAGGUGGUGGUGGAUUGGGAGGAGGGUCUGGAUUUGGAGGAGGAGCUGGUAGUGGUUUUGGUGGUGGGUCAGGAAUCGGUGGAGGAGCUGGUGGGGGGGGAGGAUUUGGUGGUGGUGGUGGUGCCGGAGGUGGACUUGGUGGUGGUUCCGGAGGAGGAUUUGGUGGUGGAUCAGGUGGAGGUUUUGGUGGUGGAUUUCCUUGAGUACUGCAUGCAUGGCAUAUAUCUAGUAUCUACUAUGUACGUACCAUAUGUAUAAUUACAAAGUGAACGGCAAUAUGGCAUGGUUGUGAGUUAAAACUUGUUUAAACAUUCUCUGUGUUCAUAUAUUUGAAUUAAUUAAUAUUUGAAACCAUAAGUAAUUAAACUGAUGGUUUCAUGUUGUGAUAAUAAAGAAAAAGUUGAACUUUGUACGUAUUUUUAUCAUAAUAAUUACUCCGUAUUUGUUA